CAAAAACAGUAGCAACAAAAACAGUAGCAACAAAAACAGUAGCAACAAAAACAGCAACAGCAAAAAUAGUAAAGGCAACAACAGUAGCAACAAAAACAGCAAUAGCAAAAACAGUAAUAGCAAAAAUAGCAACAGCAAAAAUA
Molecule: messenger RNA, 143 nt
Organism: Scutellospora calospora
Lineage: Eukaryota; Fungi; Glomeromycota; Glomeromycetes; Diversisporales; Gigasporaceae
Source: the annotation of a GenBank genome assembly